AUGACUGCAAUAUUUUUUCGUCGGCACAAGCAACUUUUCAUCAAUUUGAUCUCUGCCUCAGGUCUUCUAACUCUCGGUGAUUUUUGUGCACAAUUUUUUCAUGAAAAAAAGACAUCUCUAGAUGAUAAACGUUUACUUGCUGCAUGCCUUACUGGAACAGCUAUGGGUACUGAAGGACAUAUUUGGUAUAAAUUUCUUGAUCGUGCUAUAGUUCAAGCAACAUGGCAUAAUGUAUUUAAAAAAGUGGUUCUUGAUCAAACUAUUGCUGCACCUAUUUAUACAAUGACAUAUAUUAUUGGUACAUCUGUUUUGGAAGGACGAACAUCUUCUCGAGAAUUGAAGAAUGAUAUCAAAGCAAAUUUCCUUCCACUUUAUAUAGCCGAUUGUGUUAUUUUUAUACCUGUUCAAAUCAUAAAUUUUAGAUAUAUUUCUAAAUAUUAUCGUGUACCAUUUAUGUUUUCUAUAUCGUUUGUUUUUAAUUAUUUUCUAAGCGUCUAUAAACAUAGACGGCAAUAA
This is a messenger RNA of Adineta steineri, 516 nucleotides long. The record is from the annotation of a GenBank genome assembly. Lineage: Eukaryota; Metazoa; Rotifera; Eurotatoria; Adinetida; Adinetidae.